CGGCUAGCCAUCGAAAGGUCACGUGCCGCCGCCAAUGCACGCGCCAGCAACCAUCUUCGAGGUGGAACGACUGGAGGUGAAAUUCGGGCUAAGCCAGCGAAUGAUCUUUGAAUUGCAAGCGAGGUUCCUUGCAGCCGUCUCCCGAAAGCAAGAGUCGAGCCAAGCCACUACCCCUGCAGAGUGUGUCCUUGCAUGCUGCUCGAUUGCACCAGGCCAACCACCGACACUCGAAUCAUUCAUUGCAACGUACAUGGUGUUUAGCCAGCAGGGCAACAAUCCCGACAAGCUGGCUUUUCUGUACAAGUGGUUAAUCCAGCGUAGUCCCGGCGGCAGGGUGUCGGGCAAGACCGAACUCACUGAAGGCGAUAUUAAAGCAUUAUUUCAGCAACACGGGGCGAACGACGCGACCUUGGACGCCAAACUCCACGACGUGCUCCCUGACAAGGCGACAACGCUUCCGUUGACAGCAUUCCAAGACUACAUGGUGCACAAACGACCGAUUGGAGAUCUAGCAGCCAUGCUCACGCUCCCUUCGGCCCCUCAGACGUCCUAGUUUCUCUCAUAUACCGUCGACCAGUGUCGAGUACGCUUGUCGCCUCUCAGCAUUCGAAAAUCGAGACGUUUUACUUGUAACCCCCA
This is a messenger RNA of Aphanomyces invadans, 639 nucleotides long. RefSeq lists its product as hypothetical. The transcript has 6 exons. Bases 35 to 553 code for a protein of 172 amino acids. The record is from RefSeq and is a predicted model, not a curated record. Lineage: Eukaryota; Oomycota; Saprolegniomycetes; Saprolegniales; Verrucalvaceae.